AUGCCUGCGAUGGACCUCUCCAAGUCAAGUACCCCUGAACACGGAAAUGCUCCUAAUCCUGCUUCCCAUGAAGAGACGGUCAAUGAUGUUUAUGAGGAUCCAGUCCCUGGAAAUCCCACCGAAACCAAAGAAGACACGGGUACUGAUGCCAAUGAGGUUCAAGUCGAAGCCAAUCCUUCAAGUUCAAAUGCCGAUUCUCCUAAUCCUGCUCCGGAUGAAGACACGGUCAAUGAACCUGAUGAGGAACCAGUCCAAGGAAAUCUCACUGAAACCACUUCCCAAACGCUUCCAGAAACUGCUGUAUGUCUAGAGCAAGAAGUUACUGGAAAGGAUCCAGGCGAAGAAGGAAAUCCAACUCAAACCACUUCUCAAAAGACUCCCACUGUAGAAAAAAGUCAUGUUGGUUCUAUGAUACCCUCUGGGAAAGAGCCUUCAGGUAACACUCCUAGCCCCCCGAUUCCUCCUUUGGAGCCUCGAAUAUCUGCCAUACCUCAAGCUGUUCCAACCCCUGUUCCCCCGAUUCCGGCAAAUCAACUCCAACCUCACACUUGCUCAACCUCUACUCGUGUGGAAUCUCAGGUGCCUUCCACCCCUAUACCCAAUCCCUCCCUUACCAACUCCCAGCCCAAUCAUACUUGGCGGCCUCGCUCAACCCCCAGUCGUGUGGAAUCUCAGGUGCCUUCCACCCCAAUACCCAAUUCAGCCCCUACCAACUCUCAGCCCGAUUAUCCCAAACCCUUCCCUGACUCUUUGGAAGAGGUCCUUUCUGAGAUUGAGACAGUAGCCAAGCAUUCUACUAUACCAGUUGCCCAACCGGAAAGCGAAUUCCACGAGUUCUUCUGGCAUUCUUUCCUCCCAAAGGAGCCCUACCAGGACCACGAACUCUGGGAUCAAGUAGAUGACUAUUUGAAUGCACGGAUAGGUGCCGAUGUUCUACCUCGAACCCUUCACCAAGGACGUUACGGUAUUGAUGGCCUCUUUCGACAUUGGCUCGUCCGUGUACGAGCUUUCCGGGGGUGGGAUGAUCACUGCGACGAGGCGGUCGAAGCAAAGUUGAGAGGUGUUGUUACCCUGCUCAAACGGAAGGUCAAGCCUCCUCAACUGGCUCCACUUGGCCCUCAGCUUGUCAAACAGUCAACCUCAGCCCAACAGUCAGGUUCUCAGGCAACUUCCACUCGCAUUCCCAUCAAAAGGUGUAUUGACGCCGACUCGCAAGUCACUACGCCUCCGAAGAGAACUAAGGUCUCCCCUUCACCCGGUAAUUCUGAAGAUGACGCAGAUCCUGGCCCUUCGGGUUCAUCGAGUAGGGAAUUGAUGACCAAUCAAGGCCAUCAGGAUCAGGUACCUGAUUCGGUGCAGAAAGCUGCUCCUACUGGCCUGUGGAUGAUGGCCCAGUCACCUCUCUUCGAUGUCACUUUGGCUUCGAUCGGUGCCAACAAACUUUUGCCACAAGACGUACCCCAGGUUUACAGAGCGAUGAUCAACCUUCUCCUUCGGCGCAAAGAAGGCAUUGACGUGCCUGCUAAGCCCCCCAUCCAGGAAGCAGAGCCUUUUGGGGUGAAAAACAAGUUAUCAGUUCGUGCCUGGCUUUCCAGAAACCCCAACUCCUUCCUUGUGCGUAGUGCUGGCGAAGCGCCGUGGCAUCGACACGACAUUUUCAACUUCACGUUACCCAACUACGAACUGCCAACUACCCCAGAUGACAAAGUUCAAACCACCUACGUUCACGAGAUUCUGAGUUUGUUCUACAGUCCAGGUACAAAGCGUAUCAAUCAGGCAGUGCGGAUGAUAGUUGCUGCUGUGACAUUUGCCCGGAUGGACACCAAUGAACUUCCCGUGGACUACACUCCUCCUGAAGUUGAAUACCCGAACCAAGACAUUGGGCAGUGUCUUCAAGCUGCUCAUCACUUCAAAAACCUUCACGAGACUAAGCAACAAACUCAAUGUGCUGCAGAGUGUAUGGAAGUCAUGACUGGGAUGGUCAAUCGCCUGUACACGGUCUUUGAAGCAGUUGCCAGUCUGCGAGCAAAAUUUCAUCAUGCAUUGUAUCUCAGUUGA
Molecule: messenger RNA, 2058 nt
Organism: Melampsora larici-populina 98AG31
Lineage: Eukaryota; Fungi; Basidiomycota; Pucciniomycetes; Pucciniales; Melampsoraceae
Exons: 7
Coding region: 1-2058 (685 amino acids)
Source: RefSeq, a predicted model, not a curated record